AUGCCUCGACCGGGGAGGAACACGUACAGCGACCAGAAGCCCCCGUACUCCUACAUCUCCCUCACGGCCAUGGCCAUCCAGAGCUGCCCGGAGAAAAUGCUCCCCCUCAGCGAGAUUUACAAGUUCAUCAUGGACCGGUUCCCGUACUACCGGGAGAACACGCAGCGGUGGCAGAACUCCCUGCGGCACAACCUGUCGUUCAACGACUGCUUCAUCAAGAUCCCCCGCAGGCCGGACCAGCCCGGUAAGGGCAGUUUCUGGGCUCUGCACCCGAGCUGCGGCGACAUGUUUGAGAACGGGAGUUUUCUGCGGCGCAGGAAGCGCUUCAAGGUGGGCAGCAUGCAGGCCACGGACCCGCUGGCGCCCAGCAAACCGCAGGACGCAGCCCAUUACCUGCAGCAGCAGGCCAAGCUGCGGCUCAGCGCGCUGCACGCCGCCGCGCAACUCCCACAGAUGCCGGGCGGAUACAACCUGAGCUCCGUGUCUCAGCCCUCCAGCUUCAAACACCCGUUCGCUAUCGAGAACAUCAUCGCCAGAGAGUACAAGAUACCGGGCGGUCUGGCGGCCUUCUCCACCACAGGGUACCCGCUCCACAACCAGCUGACCCCGGCCUGGCCGCACAUGUACGGCUCCGGGAUGAUGGACACCGCGGCUCCCAUUUCCAUGGCCCCCAGCGACUACUCGGCCUACGGCAUGCCGCUCAAGUCCAUCUGCCACAGCGGGCAGACUUUGCCCGCCAUUCCGGUGCCCAUCAAACCCACGCCCGCCUCAAUGCCGGGCCUGCCCGGGCUGCCCACACACAUCCCGGCUUUCCUCGCGAACUCGCCCCAGUCUCUGAGCCCCACCUCCCCGCAGACAGCUACCGGACAAAGCAGCCCGGCCGCGCCCGGAGAGGCGCUGCCGUCCUCGGCCUCGCUGCAGUCCGCGGUGGCGGUGCACUGA
Toxotes jaculatrix (banded archerfish) is the source of this 942-nucleotide messenger RNA. RefSeq names its product forkhead box protein B1-like. Gene Ontology annotation, biological process: regulation of transcription by RNA polymerase II; anatomical structure morphogenesis; cell differentiation. The coding region runs from base 1 to 942 and encodes 313 amino acids. The record is from RefSeq and is a predicted model, not a curated record. Lineage: Eukaryota; Metazoa; Chordata; Actinopteri; Toxotidae. Gene Ontology annotation, molecular function: RNA polymerase II cis-regulatory region sequence-specific DNA binding; DNA-binding transcription factor activity, RNA polymerase II-specific. The transcript has a single exon.